CAGAACUCGUCUCUCACAGUCUCACUCACCAAUUAUACACGAAUCGAAGAAAAAAAAAAGUACACCAUCGCCUCCUGCUAAAGACAGAUCUCAGAUUCUGUACGCUAACAUAGAGAGUUAGAGUGAGAAAGAGAGAGAUGGCAACGACGACGUCGUCUUCAAGCGAGGAAGCACCGAACACUAAGAAGAACAAGAAGGAGCGUUUAGGUUGGAUAGAAUGGUUAAGAGGUUGGUUCUAUUUGGUCUACGAAAUGCUCUUUCAGCGCAUCAUGGCGAGCCACUUGCACAACCCUAUGCCUCUCCCUCCUGUAAACGACCUCACUUGCAUUGUCACCGGCUCCACCAGCGGCAUUGGCCUCGAAAUUGCUAGGCAAUUGGCUCAGUCAGGGGCCCAUGUUGUUAUGGCUGUGAGGAACACUAAGGCAGCUCAGGAGUUGAUCCAGAAGUGGCAGGUUGAUUCUGAAGGAUUGAGUAUUCCUCUCAAUGUUGAGGUGAUGCAAGUUGAUCUUCUCUCAUUGGAUUCUGUCACAAGGUUUGCUGAAGCAUGGAAUGCACGCUCAGCACCCUUGCAUGUUCUCAUCAAUAAUGCUGGGAUUUUUUCUAUUGGAGAGCCACAAAAGUUUUCCAAAGAUGGUUAUGAACAGCACUUGCAAGUGAAUCAUCUUGCUCCUGCCUUGCUUUCGAUACUUCUUUUGCCAUCCCUUAUUAGGGGUUCUCCUAGUCGCAUUGUUAAUGUGAAUUCCAUAAUGCAUCAUGUUGGCUUUGUAGACACCGAAGAUAUGAAUGUCACAUCUGGAAAAAGGAAAUUUUCUAGUUUGGUAGGGUACUCAAGCAGCAAGUUAGCAGAGAUUAUGUUUAGUAGUAUUCUUAAUAAACGACUCCCUGCGGAAUCUGGCAUCAGUGUAUUGUGUGUAUCACCUGGAAUUGUCCAGACCAAUGUGGCAAGAGAUCUUCCGAAACUUGUUCAAGCUGCGUAUCAUUUGAUCCCUUACUUCAUCUUUAGUGCUCAAGAAGGUGCAAGGAGUGCUCUCUUUGCUGCCACUGAUCCUCAAGUUCCGGAGUAUUGUGAUAUGUUGAAAGCAGAUGAGUGGCCUGUUUGUGCCUUUAUUUCUCAAGAUUGUCGUCCAGCAAAUCCAUCGGAAGAAGCGCACAACGUUCAAACAUCGUAUGAAGUGUGGGAGAAGACAUUAGAGAUGAUUGGCCUUCCCUCAGAUGCUGUGGAGAGGCUUUUAGAUGGGGAAGAAGUUAAAAGCCAUUAUAGACAAGAACAGUAAUCUAAUAUACAAUAUCUCCCUAAAUCUGUAAGGGCACGUCCAUUAUUUAUAGCUAGCAAUGAGCAUUUUGAUUCUGAAUAUGUAGGAGAAGAACCCUUUUAUAUUUUUUUAACAUGAUAUGUACAUCCAUUUUGAUCAUAUUUGUGCACUCAAAUGCCACUUGCUCCUCCUAAUGGGAGAAUUUAGCCAGCUAUAAACAGGUGUUUUGACCUUAAAUGUCACCAUAGGAGUAAGAACUAAAUUAGUCAGCACUAUGUUGUGAUAGUUGUUUUGACUUUUGACCCAUGCCAUUGGUGACCCUCCUAAAUAAGUGGGUUCCAACAAUAGUGUUGCUUUCAAUUUUGGAAUGUUACCAUGUUAUAAUGCAAUUCUUACAUUCUCGAGUUGU
Glycine soja is the source of this 1662-nucleotide messenger RNA. RefSeq names its product dehydrogenase/reductase SDR family member FEY-like. The record is from RefSeq and is a predicted model, not a curated record. The transcript has 8 exons. NCBI's taxonomy places the organism in Eukaryota, Viridiplantae, Streptophyta, Magnoliopsida, Fabales, Fabaceae. The coding region runs from base 138 to 1274 and encodes 378 amino acids.